UUUGACGUUUCCUCGUCAACAAAAACUCGCGAUCUUUUCGAGGCUGAUGAAAAAAUUAAAAAGUACCAUUUUUACAGCGCUAAAAAGUAUUGAAAUAUCAAAAAAUGGCAGGCGUUCUGUUUGAAGAUAUAUUCAACGUUAAAGACAUGGAUCCAGAAGGCAAGAAAUUCGAUCGCGUGAGUCGAUUACACUGCGAAUCAGAAUCGUUCAAAAUGGAUCUUAUUUUGGACAUUAAUUCCUGGAUUUAUCCGAUGGAGUUGGGCGAAAAGUUUCGGUUGGUGUUGGCGACUACCCUCAGGGAGAACGGGUACCCCGACGGAGGGGAAUGGAACCCUCUGGAGACGGAGGGAAACCGCGCCGACAGCUUUGAGUAUGUCAUGUCGGGGAAAGUUUAUAGGAUAGAAGGCGAUGAAGCGGCCAUGGAGCCAGCGUCCCGGCUCGCAGCGUACGUCUCAUUCGGCGGACUCCUCAUGCGUCUGCAAGGAGACGCAAACAACUUGCACGGAUUCGAAGUGGAUCAGCACAUGUACCUUCUCAUGAAGAAACUAGCUUUUUAAUGUCUUUAUAGUGUUAGGUUAUUAAAAUAAUUCAAAUACACCCACAUUCACAAACAAAGUGAAGC
Messenger RNA from Ostrinia furnacalis (Asian corn borer), 622 nucleotides. RefSeq names its product DNA-directed RNA polymerases I, II, and III subunit Rpb8 (gene Rpb8). The transcript is spliced from 2 exons. Lineage: Eukaryota; Metazoa; Arthropoda; Insecta; Lepidoptera; Crambidae. The coding region runs from base 105 to 557 and encodes 150 amino acids. Gene Ontology annotation, biological process: DNA-templated transcription. The record is from RefSeq and is a predicted model, not a curated record. Gene Ontology annotation, cellular component: RNA polymerase III complex; RNA polymerase II, core complex; RNA polymerase I complex.